This is a messenger RNA of Lactuca virosa, 1164 nucleotides long. The record is from the annotation of a GenBank genome assembly. NCBI's taxonomy places the organism in Eukaryota, Viridiplantae, Streptophyta, Magnoliopsida, Asterales, Asteraceae.
AUAGCGUCGAAAAGAGGUCUGCUGCAAAAACCCUCGAAGAAGAUAAAAAAAUCAAAUUUCGCGAUCUAGGGUUCUUGGCUGCAAGAAAUGGCUGACUCUCCUCGACGAAGGUAUUCACGAUCUCCCCCCUAUGAAGCACCAUCCAGGUCAAGAUCCAGGUCAAGGUCUAGAUCUAGGUCAAGAUCCUGGUCAAGGCCAAGAGGUAGGCCCGCAUCAAGAUCAAGAUCCAGAAGUCGUGGAAGGGAAGAGGUUGUAAAUCCCGGAAAUACCCUUUACGUAACCGGCCUUUCCACACGUGUCACACAAGAACAGCUAGAAGAACACUUUUCAAAAGAAGGGAAGGUGGCUAACUGUUUUCUUGUUGUGGAGCCUCGUUCGCGUAUUUCUCGUGGGUUUGCUUUUAUAACAAUGGAUACUCUUGAAGAUGCGAAUCGCUGCAUAAAGCAUCUUAACCAGUCUGUUCUUGAACAUCGCCAGAUAACUGUAGAGAGGUUAUGUUGGCAGCAAUCAAAAUUGAUGAGUUGAGUUGAUCAUCCAUGAAUCAAUCAAUCACAAUGCAACUUUUAAUCAGCUUGAUCAAAUGGCCAGCUUCCUAAAACAACAGCAUCAUUUCAACAACUAAACAUAGCAAAAGCUUAUUACAACAUGGGCAUACUUUCAACUAUCAACUAAUCAACGGUCAUUAUCAACUGCAAAUAUAUUCAACUAUCAACUAAUCGCGGUUAAUGGUAUCGUUUACCCGAACCUGAUAUAAUGGGGUCGCGAAGGAAACGUCCAAGGACACCUACACCUGGACAUUACUUGGGCCUGAAAAACACUAGGGACACUGGCUAUCGUGGUGACAGAGGAGGAGGAGGUGGAGGAGGGAGGUAUCGUGGCGGCUCUGGGCGGGAUGACUAUGGAUACCGGAGGUCCCCAAGGCGGUCACCACCACCGUAUAGAGGUGGUCGUGAUUACUCUCCAAGGAGGUCACCGCCACCAUACAGAGGUGGUGGUGGUGGUGGGCGGGAUUACUCUCCUAGGCGGUCACCUUACUAUGGUGGGAGAUCAAGGAGGGAGCGAACACGGUCUCCUCCUUAUUCCCCCCCUUACAGGAGUCCCGAAAGGCACUAUGCUCGUCGCUAGAUGCUUAGUUAACUUUUCAAUCCAAAUAUAUGUUGUGCU